This is a messenger RNA of Amaranthus tricolor (Joseph's coat), 2279 nucleotides long. Its product is annotated as probable carboxylesterase 11. The coding region runs from base 409 to 1833 and encodes 474 amino acids. The transcript has 2 exons. The record is from RefSeq and is a predicted model, not a curated record. Lineage: Eukaryota; Viridiplantae; Streptophyta; Magnoliopsida; Caryophyllales; Amaranthaceae. Gene Ontology annotation, molecular function: hydrolase activity.
UGAGUGGGCCCAAUAAAAAUGAUUUUAUCAUAAGACCAUCUUAUUUCUUAUUUUAAAAUUUGUGAAUUUUUUUUUAAAUUCAAUUCAAUUAUUGACUAGAUUAUUUUUGAACAUUUUAAAAAGAAAAAUAUUUAGAAAAAGUUCAAAAAAUCACAGCUAUAUCUCCAUCUAGUUUACUGCUUCUAUAUCAACAACCUAACGGUCAAUUUUGGCGACUGUAAAACACACAAGAUUGAGAUUCAGACGACAUCUUCAUUCUUCAUCCAGAAGGAAGAAUUCUUCCCAUCUUGAAUUUUCAAUGUAGAUUCAAUUUCUUUUAAAAAAAGAUUUUGAUCUUUCUUUUUCAAAAUCAUAACAUAAAUUAGGUCAGAGAAGAGAGCGAUUGAAAGAGAAAAUCCAAAGACGAUAAUGCCAAGCGUAGCUGUGAAAUUAUAUAGCGUAUUCUUCAAAUUCCUGUUAAAGCAUCGCCUCCAAAAUCGAAUUCAAAGCACUACUGAUGAAUCUAAUGGUAAAUUGAAUACCGAUUUUGGUAUUACGACCCGACCAGAAGAAUCUGUAGCUGCUGCUAAUCCGGUAUUUACCGACGGUGUUGCUACCAAAGAUAUCCAUAUUGAUCCUUCCACUUCUCUUUCGGUUCGUAUUUUUCUUCCUGAAACGGCUCUUUCGUCAGAAUCAAGGUCUAGAACGGGGACAGGAAUAACUAGGGUUUCUGAUAAACGGGUCGAUGUUGUUUUGGAAGAUUCAAGAAGAACUAGCUUGCCGGGUUUAAAUCAUUAUGCUAAUGGUAACGGGGAUCAUUCGUCUAGGCGGAGUAGUCAUGGUAAUGGGGGUUUGGAGAAUAAUGGGGUUUAUAGGGGUUAUUUACCCUUAAUUGAUUCUAAUAAGGGUAAUAGGACAAGGAAAUUGCCAAUCAUGUUGCAAUUUCAUGGGGGUGGAUUUGUUAGCGGGAGUAAUGAUUCUGUUGCUAAUGACUUGUUUUGUAGGCGAAUUUCGAAAUUGUGUGAUGUUAUGGUGUUGGCUGUUGGGUAUAGGUUAGCACCCGAGAAUCGAUACCCGGCUGCGUUUGAGGAUGGUUGGAAGGUGUUGAAUUGGCUUGCUAAGCAGGUCAAUUUGGCUGAGUGUAGCAAAUCUUUGGUUAGUAGAGGUGGUGCCGUUGGAGGCGGAGCUAGUGGAGGUAGCGGUGCUGCUGGUGGUGACAUAAAGAAAUCAGAUAUGCCUUGGCAUACUGCUGUUGCUGAUACAUUUGGUGCAUCAAUGGUGGAGCCUUGGUUGGCUGCUCACGCCGAUCCUUCUAGAUGUGUCCUCCUUGGUGUCAGUUGUGGGGCAAACAUUUCAGAUUACGUGGCCAGGAAAGCGGUUGUAUCUGGUAAGCUGCUCGAUCCUGUGAAAGUUGUGGCACAGGUGUUAAUGUACCCAUUCUUUAUCGGUAGUGUUCCUACGCAUUCCGAGAUAAAGUUAGCCAAUGCAUACUUCUACGACAAGGCGAUGUGUGUGCUUGCAUGGAAGCUCUUCCUACCAGACGACGAGUUCAGUUUGGACCACCCAGCAGCCAACCCAUUAGUUCCAAAUCAAGGACCUCCAUUAAAACUUAUGUCCCCAACAUUAACAGUGGUGGCAGAACAUGAUUGGAUGAGGGAUCGAGCCAUUGCAUACUCCGCGGAAUUGCGAAAGGUCAAUGUGGAUGCCCCGGUUCUGGAGUACAAAGACGCAGUCCAUGGAUUUGCAACACUUGAUAUGCUUCUGAAGACCCCUCAAGCACAGGCCUGUGCUGAAGAUAUUGCCAUCUGGGUUAAAAAAUACAUCUCAACGCGAGGUCAUGAAUUUUCGUACUGAGUAAACGUUUUUGUGUUCAAUACUACGAGUUGAAGUGGAUGUACACAUUUCAACUUAUCUAUUGGAGGGGUAUUUUUUUCGGUUACCUUAUAUCUAUAGGAGGGGUUUUUUCGGUUACAUUGAUUUUGUAUGUCUUUAAUUUUAUUAUUUCAUUUGUUAUGAUUGUAAUUAUGGUUUGAUGAGGGGUCUGUAAAGUAGGAUUUUAGCACUCAACAAUAUCUUCACCAAUUUGGUGACCUUUUAUGUGAAAAUUUUUUGAAUGAACUUGAUACUCCGAAUUAUGAUGCUGAUGCGAAGAAAUUUCCUCUUGGAUUAAGUUUUAUACUCCUUUCAAAAAAAAAAAAGUUGUUUACUCCUAUCAUUUAUGGAUAAGAAUUAGAUUUUUGCGAUUCUUCUUGAUAACCAAAUAUAGAAAUGUUGUUAAUUUAUAAUGCUUGAAUUUCACU